Molecule: messenger RNA, 1389 nt
Organism: Myxozyma melibiosi
Lineage: Eukaryota; Fungi; Ascomycota; Lipomycetes; Lipomycetales; Lipomycetaceae
Product: 2,3-diketo-5-methylthio-1-phosphopentane phosphatase
Exons: 1
Coding region: 224-1129 (301 amino acids)
Molecular function (GO): phosphatase activity
Source: RefSeq, a predicted model, not a curated record
AACCAAAUUAGGUUAGACCUAGGUGGCGAUACAGAGUUCGGAUCACAGCCUUGCUCCUGCUCUACGUCGUCCGUCUGCUUCGUCGUCGGGUUUGCCCCUUCCCGGUGGCGCCUAUAUAAGUGCCCUCUUCCCCCACCUCCUCUUCUAUUCCUUUUACUAUAUCAAUCACUACUUUCAAUUACUACUUCGCUAUUUCUACUACUUCAACACUUCAACACUCAUCAUGUCUCAAUCUCUUCCCACCCGCAAAGACGUCGCCAUCUUCUCUGACUUUGACGGCACCAUCUUCCUCCAAGACACCGGCCACGUCCUCUUCGACCGCCACGGCUGUGGCUCAGAACACCGCGAGAAGCUCGACUCGCAAAUCAACUCCGGCGAGCGCUCGUUCAGAGACGUCUCCGAGGAGAUGUGGGGCUCUCUCGACGUCCCCUUCGACAAGUCGAUCGAGGCCAUGAAGGAGAAGCUCGAGAUCGACCCCGACUUUGCCGACUUUCAUGACUUAUGCAUCCGCGAGGGCGUCCCCUUCAACGUGAUCUCCGCCGGUCUCAAGCCCGUUCUCCGCGGCGUGCUCGACGAGUUCGUCCCGGGCUCGGACCGCAUCGACAUCAUCUCCAACGACGCCGUCAUCUCCGACGACGGCUCGGACUGGAAGGUCGUCUGGCGCCACGACUCCCCGCUCGGCCACGACAAGUCGCAGUCGAUCAAGGAGCGCCGGUCGCACUACCGCAAGCACCUGCCGGCCAACACAAACCCGCUCAUCAUCUUCAUCGGCGACGGUGUCUCUGAUCUCCCCGCCGCGCGCGAGGCCGACGUCUUGUUUGCCCGCGCUGGCCUGAGACUGGAGGAGUACUGCAAGGAGCACGGUAUCGACUACAUCCCCUACGACUCGUUCGCCGACAUCGAGCGCGAGGUGUCGCGGAUCCUGGACUCGGGCGACCUCGAGCGGUUCAAGAAGCCCCACAACCGGAGUCCGCAGCGCGAGCAGCAGCAGCAGCAGAACCUGCGCAAGCACUUCUUUGGCGCCGCGGCCUCGUCUCCUGUCGUGGACUCGACCCGCAAGGCGCGGCGGACAGACAAGUCGAUGGCGCCGCUGAGUCGGAGGUAUUCGAAGGGGAUUGCGACUGCUUAGAUGUUUUGUUUUUAUUAUCAUGAUUGUAUAGACUAUGUUAUUUGCAUUGGGUUUUGUGAUUACUGGAUGGGAUGGUCGCGGUGUUAGGGUCUGCUAUUAUCAAUGACACUAUUACUAUAUUACUAUAUUACUAUAAGAAGAAUGAAUUAGAAUAAGAUAGAAUCAAGAUGAGAAUAAGAAGACAAGAAUAGAUGAAACAGAGAAUGCAACAGAAUCACAGCAGGUCAGAUAUGCUAUUUCCUGCAACAAGAGCAGAUAAG